Talpa occidentalis (Iberian mole) is the source of this 886-nucleotide messenger RNA. It is a transcript of the gene NDUFV2, whose product is annotated as NADH:ubiquinone oxidoreductase core subunit V2. Gene Ontology annotation, molecular function: NADH dehydrogenase activity. The coding region runs from base 110 to 829 and encodes 239 amino acids. Lineage: Eukaryota; Metazoa; Chordata; Mammalia; Eulipotyphla; Talpidae. The transcript is spliced from 9 exons. Gene Ontology annotation, biological process: mitochondrial electron transport, NADH to ubiquinone. The record is from RefSeq and is a predicted model, not a curated record.
CUGUAUCAGGAGACAGAUCAGCAUAAGACCUAGAACACUCAGCAAGUACAUGCAGGCUGAUAAAAGAUGAUGAAAUACAAGAUUUGCUUUACUAUCUAGACACUUUAAGAUGCAAAGAAAACUGAGCCCAAAGGGACGACAUAUAAGGAAUGUGCAUAAGACGGCUGUGCAAAAUGGAGCUGGAGGAGCCUUAUUUGUGCACAGAGAUACUCCUGAGAAUAACCCAGAUACUCCAUUUGAUUUCACACCAGAAAACUAUAAGAGGAUAGAAGCAAUUGUAAAGAACUACCCAGAAGGACAUAAAGCAGCAGCUGUGCUUCCAGUUCUGGAUUUAGCCCAAAGACAGAAUGGAUGGUUGCCCAUCUCUGCUAUGAACAAGGUUGCAGAAGUUUUACAAGUACCUCCAAUGAGAGUAUAUGAAGUAGCAACUUUUUAUACAAUGUAUAACCGAAAACCAGUUGGAAAGUAUCACAUACAGGUCUGCACUACUACACCUUGCAUGCUUCGAAACUCUGACAGCAUACUGGAGGCCAUCCAGAAAAAACUUGGAAUAAAAGUUGGGGAGACUACACCUGAUAAACUUUUCACUCUUAUAGAGGUGGAAUGUUUAGGAGCCUGUGUAAAUGCACCAAUGGUUCAAAUAAAUGACAACUACUAUGAGGAUCUGACACCUAAGGAUAUUGAGGAAAUUAUUGAUGAGCUCAAGGCUGGCAAAAAUCCAAAACCUGGACCAAGGAGUGGACGCUUCUCUUGUGAGCCAGCUGGGGGUCUGACCUCUUUGACUGAACCACCCAAAGGACCUGGCUUUGGUGUGCAAGCAGGCCUUUAAUUUAUAUUCAACUGUAAAUAUAUUAUUGGAGAAAUAAAAUAUGAAUCACCUACCUAC